Phialemonium atrogriseum is the source of this 1356-nucleotide messenger RNA. Its product is annotated as uridylate kinase. Gene Ontology annotation, molecular function: UMP kinase activity; ATP binding. NCBI's taxonomy places the organism in Eukaryota, Fungi, Ascomycota, Sordariomycetes, Cephalothecales, Cephalothecaceae. The record is from RefSeq and is a predicted model, not a curated record. The transcript has a single exon. Bases 215 to 907 code for a protein of 230 amino acids. Gene Ontology annotation, cellular component: nucleus; cytoplasm. Gene Ontology annotation, biological process: UDP biosynthetic process; CDP biosynthetic process; 'de novo' pyrimidine nucleobase biosynthetic process.
GCCGAUUGAUUAGGGGGGAAGUGGGAAGACACCGCAAGAGCUCCGUCCUCGAAUUAUAAUUCUCGCAAACGCCUUUCGUUACAGAGAGCUCUGCUUUGCCGAUAAAAAAAGCAAAAACAAAAAAGGACGCACACGCCACGGCGCCAACAUUUGUCGUUGCGUCCGCCUGGCCGUAAACCCUCCCCUCCUUCCCCCCACCAAAACAAAAGAAACCAUGCCCGCCGUCGAAGCCCCCUCGGGGUCCUCCCCCUCUAAGUCGACGCCGACCUUCUCCCCACAAGACGUGACGGUGCUCUUCGUGCUAGGAGGCCCGGGCGCCGGCAAGGGCACCCAGUGCGCCAACCUGGUGCGCGACCACGGCUUCACUCACCUAUCGGCAGGCGACCUCCUGCGGGCAGAGCAGGACCGCCCCGGCUCGCAGUUCGGCGACCUGAUCCGCAACUGCAUCCGCAACGGCGAGAUCGUGCCAAUGGAGGUGACGGUGCGCCUGCUCGAGAACGCCAUGGACGAGGCAAUCACCCGGCGCCAGAGCAACACCAACAACAACAACAGCAGCAGCGGCGAUCGCAAGAGCCGGUUCCUGAUCGACGGGUUCCCGCGCAAGAUGGACCAAGCCCUGCGGUUCGAGGAGGCGGUGUGCCCGGCGCGGCUGGUGCUGUUCUACGACUGCCCCGAGGCCGAGAUGGAGCGGCGCCUGCUGGAGCGGGGCAAGACGAGCGGCCGGGCCGACGACAACGCCGACAGCAUCCGCAAGCGCUUCCGCACCUUUGUCGACACCAGCAUGCCCGUCGUCGAGUACUACGAGGCCCAGGGCCGCGCCGUCAGGGUCGACGCCACGCCCGGGCCCGACGCCGUCUACGAGGAUACGCGGGCUAAGCUGGCGAGUCGGCUGGGCGAGGACUUCUGAGUUUUUUCCGCUCUCUUUUUUUGGAAGCUCCUUUUUUGAAAAGAAGGGCCCGGGAAGGGGAAUGGCUCGAAUAGGGGUGGAAAGGGAAGCGGAGAGAGAGGACCGAAAGGAUGGUUCUAGUCUGGAUGGGAUAGAAUUGGGACAGCAUUUAUAAACAUGUAGACUUCGGAAAGCGGAGCAUGGGGCGUCUUCACAUCGCGGAUCGAGAAUUGGCCCGGUGUAUGGUUUAACUUGAUCUUCUGGCAGUUUCAUGGCCAUCCAUGCCUUGCCUUUCUUUGAUUUCCUUUUCUAUUUGCAGAUCCGACUGCAAUCAUGAAUGGCACACCUUUUCCCCUGCCUGGCUAUGCAGUCGUAAACCCCCUAUGAUCGCAAUCAUUGACUACUCUGGUACCGGGGAUCGGCGAGAGAAAGCAAGGUCGGCAUGUGCCGGUUAGCAAAAAAAAUUGUAG